This is a messenger RNA of Lutra lutra (Eurasian river otter), 2817 nucleotides long. It is a transcript of the gene TMEM265, whose product is annotated as transmembrane protein 265. The record is from RefSeq and is a predicted model, not a curated record. Lineage: Eukaryota; Metazoa; Chordata; Mammalia; Carnivora; Mustelidae. The transcript has 3 exons. Gene Ontology annotation, cellular component: membrane. Bases 539 to 868 code for a protein of 109 amino acids.
GUGGGAACUUGGGCAUCGUUUUCUUCCUCUCGUUCUUGCCAAAACCCUAGUACCUGAUAUCUAACCCAGAAUUAUGUGUCUUUGAGGCAGAAAUCCUGCAAGAGGAGGAAAGAUUGGCAAAUCUGAUCUGGUAGGGUGCCUUUCCCUAAAUUUUCAGUUUUAAGUCACUCCAACUCAUACUUUUUCUCUCCUCCUAUUCCCUUAGUUCCUGGACUUUCACUCAGAGCUCUCUGAUGCCUCAUACUUUUCCCUGCUUUCACCCCUCUUGUUCAGGUGCUUUCACUCCUUUUCCAGAAGGCAGGCAUCCUACCUUCAGUGGCUCCAUUCCCCCCUCUUUGCUUUCCUCCACCUAGCCAAACUAGUUUGAGUCAGCCACACCCCUUUCUGAGCUCCUGGGGCCUUUUGGGUGGUGGCUGGCCACCCAACCCCACCCCCGGGCUUGGCUUGGAGACCUGAGUCAGCUCCAUCUCCACCCAAGCCAAAUCAAACCAGAGUCAGGAGCCGAAACUCGCAGUCCCUCGAGGCCCAUAGCCAGGUGAUGGAGGACGAGGAGAAGGCAGUGGACACCUUGGUGAGCAACACGGAAGCUGCUCAUCCUGCACCCCCCGUCCGCUGCUGCCGGCUCCGCCUCCGCUGCUUGGCGGCUGCUAGCAUUAUCUGUGGCUGCUCUUGCCUGGGAGUCGUGGCCCUGGUGUUUGCCAUCAAGGCGGAAGAGCGGCAUAAGGCAGGCCGGUUGGAGGAGGCAGUGCACUGGGGGGCCCGGGCCCAGAACUUCAUCCUGGCCAGCUUUACUGUCUGGUUUGCUGUCCUCAUUCUGGGCCCCCUGCUUCUGUGGCUGCUCUCCUAUGCCAUCGCCCAGGCUGAGUGACCCUGGGUGGCCUCUGCUGAGAGUCAGCAAGACCUCCUGGAUCCUGCAGUGCGGCAUUGCUAGCGUCUGAGGCCAGCAGUGGUCCUUCCUGGCUGGAAGGAUGAUGCCUCUCUCAAAAGGCUUUGGAAGAGCUCUUCUAGACCUUUCUAAAAGGGGGCAGCAGCUUAAAACUGUUGAGGGGAGGCCAGCCUGCUCUGUUCUUUCAGUGCCCACCAUCCCCUAUUUCCCCCAGCCUGCUACAUCCUAGGGGCCUCGACCCAGAGGUGGGGUUGAAGACCAGGCCUGAUUUUAUUAGAGUUUGUUUUGUAAUAAAAAUCUUUUUUAGUGGUGAAAUGCUCCUGUCUAAUUGUUGUUCCCCUACUUCCCCUGGCCCUUGGCAAGAGCCGGACCGACAUCUGACUGAUGGCAAAAGUCUGCAUUUUCCCUUACUUACGAGCUGCAAGAGGGUUUUUCUUCUUUUUUCCUUCUUCUGGAAGUUUCCCUUCUUGGAAAGACCCCAGCUUCUCCCUUGCACAUCAACAGAGAGCCCCUGUGGCCAGAUAAGACGAGGAGCAGCUGCUCCUGUAUUUAUGGAGUGCUUCCUAUAUUCCAAGCUGUGUUCUUAAGCACUUUCUGUUACUUAACUCCUUCACCCCUCACAGCCACUCAGUAAGAGUGUUUUCACUCUUUUCAUUUUAUAGUUGAGGAAGCCGGCACCCAAGGUCAUACAGCUAGUGAGAUUCUGAGCUGGCAUUGAACUCAGAGGCUUUGGUUCCAGAGUUGAGAGAGGAAUGAAAGGGAUGGCGGCAGCAGGUGAAUUUCUGCCCUGGAUGUGAAACUCUGUAGGAUUAUCAUGAAUUUUUAUAUCCUUUAUCUUGGGCCCUCCCGGUAAUAUUUUAAACACAUUUUACACCUGAUCUUAGCCAAAAGGCCGAGAAACGAUUAAACAUAUUUCAAAUUGUGAAGCAUAUCAUAAAUGUAGGAAAAUAUCCAAAAGGAAUACAUAGCUUUUAAGUUAACACAAAGCCAACAUCUGAAAACCAUCAUUCAGUCAAGAAAUUGAACAUUGAGAUACUCCAAAGCCUCCUUUAGACCCUCCCAAUCACUACUCCUUCCUUUCUUCCCACAGAUACCUAGCAUUCUGACUUCUAACAGUGGAGUUUAGUUUUGCCUGCAUUUGAAUACUAUAUAAAUGGAAUCCUAUGUAUUCUUUUUAUGUUUGACUUCUAUGACUUAAUAUUGUUGGUGAGAUUCAUCAAUAUUUGGUGUAGCUGUAGUUGACAUCAUACUGUAGAGUAUUCCAUUAUAUGACUUUGUUAACGGCUUAGCCAUUAUCUGUUGGUGAACUUUUGGGAUGAUUCCAUUUGGGGGAUAUUAUGAAUCUUGCUACUGUGGACAUUCUUACACAUGUCUCUUGGAGUACAUGUGCCCUGGGAACUGAAUUUUUGGGCUAUUUCACCAUAAUUCAGAGACCAGCAGAGCACCUAAAGGAAUUAAAGGUAUUUGUUGCACACUAAAGAGAGAGGUUUAAAGGGGAAGAUGGUUGUCUUCAAUGUUCCAAAGUGCUCCAGGAAAGAAAAGUGAAGAGUAUCCAUUGCUGGUCCCAGAGGUUAGAGUUACAACACUGGGUAGAAGCCAUACCUAGGGCAGUGGCUCUCAAUCAGCUUCAUAGUAGAACCACUUGGGGAGCUUUAAAAAGUACUUAUGCCUGGACUUCAGCCCUAUAGAUGUCGAUGGAAUCGGUGUAAAAUGCUGCCUGCCUGGGCACAUUUUAGAGAGAUUUAUUUAUUUAUUUAUUUAUUUUUAGGUCUUUCUAUUUUUAAACUCAAUUUUGAAAAAAUUUCAAACCUACUGAACAAUAAAAGAAUAGUACAAUGAACUCAUGUGUGCUCUUCACCUAGGUUUAAAAUUUUUCACGUUUGUUUUACCAUGUUUCACAUUUACCACGUGUUUCACCACAUUUGUUUUAA